This is a messenger RNA of Sitodiplosis mosellana (orange wheat blossom midge), 2026 nucleotides long. RefSeq lists its product as uncharacterized. The record is from RefSeq and is a predicted model, not a curated record. NCBI's taxonomy places the organism in Eukaryota, Metazoa, Arthropoda, Insecta, Diptera, Cecidomyiidae. The coding region runs from base 380 to 1627 and encodes 415 amino acids. The transcript has 6 exons.
CUGGCUUUGACACCAACUGAAAGCGAAAGUUGGUGUAUCAAUUAUAUUUACUGUGCGCGUGUCUGUAGAAGAAGAGAAUCGAUCUAAUGUACCAUAUAUAAUGUUCAGUAUUCACUCUCAACAAAAAACUGUUUUCCUACGAAUCUUAUGUGAUUCACUUGUUUAUGUUGAACAAAAACGCUGUCAUUUUGGGAGAGUAACAUUUAUUCGUUAACACAGGGCAUGUUUAUUUAUGUAUUGUGCGCUUGAUUUCAAUACGUUUGUGUGCCGAACAUUCGAAACGAUAACAUUGAAUGUAUAAACUAAAGUGAGGUUAUAUUACGACGCAAUUCAACUAACAAUAAGUUUUCGCAAGCAUAAAAAGGAAACAAUUGAGACAAUGGAUUCACCCGAAACAACCGAUUCAGUUCAGAACGCGAAAAAACGUCGAAUAGAAGAUCCGAAUGCAAAAGAGAAGGAUGCAUCGACAAAUGAUGCCUCUUUUGGUUUUUUGAAUUCCAAACUACUAAAACAUAUUUUUGCAAUGGUAAAUCUGAAAGAUCUCGCAGCCUUAGGAUCCGCGUGCAAAAAAUUCAAAAAGAAUGCUCGUGAAGUUUUUGCUGAGAAACACGGCAGUGAAUUGUUUGAAGUACAUGCAACCGAAUCGUUGGUGAAAAUUGCUGAAAUAUUGCGGUGCUUCCAAAACCAAUUCACAAAAUUGGGAUUGUUUUACUCCAAUAAAUCAAAGGCCAAUGUCAAAAUUGAUGUUUUGGUGAACAAAUACUGUCAUCAAUCGCUUAGUGAAAUUCAAUUCACGGAUGUUGGCUUGUAUUCCUCGGCGCGUUCGUUCACCUUUCCGUUCUGUAGUGUGACGAGCCUGGUAGUUCAUUCAGGAUUACUUUCGGGAAAAUUGGACGACAUCGUAACGUUAUUUCCAAACGUAAUGAAUCUUGAUCUUCAUCGAGGUGUUCAACCAGGUGGCGCAAAAGAUAACAGCGCAAUUCCAACACUGCGCCAUUUAAGCUUCAGCUUUGACCCAGAUCAUGAUCUGGAUUCAUACACUAACCUCUUGGUAAAGACAAAUCCACAGUUGAUUAGCUUGAAAGUGCAUUACUCAGAUGAAACUCCAACCGAACAUCUUUGGCUGAUUCGGGAUUCAUUGCCAAAUCUCUUGCGACUAUCGCUAGACGUGAAAAUAGUACGUGUGGAUAAAGAACCAUUCAGACCACUAUUAUUCAAUCAUCUCCGUUAUCUAAGUAUCAACUGUGCUAUCAAUUCACAUGCGUUGAAACUAUUGGUAAUCACAUCGAAAUGUCAAAUCAAACGGCUAGACAUCUCGAUUGAAGGAAAUGUUGAUGCGAACUGCAUCAGUUUUUUGAAACGACAUCAAUCGGAUGAGUUACGAUUGACUGUGUCAAAAAUGAACAAUCAACAUAUUGAACAGCUCAAAAAAAUGCUUCAAACAGCAACGAAAGUGGAGUUCAUCAUACGCAAUGACUUCAUGGUUUCUCGCAAUGGUUUGAUGGAUUUGAUUUCCAAGUGUGAAAAGCUCAAAAGCAUCCGCAUUGAGCAAACAAACGUUACGGGACUGCCCCCAAUCGAGAUAUCAAUGCAAGGCAUCGGUGAAAAUAUUUGGAACAAAGAUUGACUAGAAGCGGAUUUCUUUUGACUCCUUCCAUCAUAAACAAAAUCAUUAUUGACAAUCUGAAUCAAGAUAAUUUUAUUCCAUACUAAAUAAUCUAAACAUUUAGAAUUAAUUGGAGAAAGUAGGAGAACAUGUUGAAUGUUGUAUGUUGUUUAGUUGGUAAACACACCAGACGAAAUUUCGAACGAGUUCGAAAAACAUUGUAACGUCAAUAAGAGAUGGCACUAAAAACUGUGCGCUGACUUCCAAACAAAGGAAGGUGAUUCACAUAUAAAAAUACCCCAUUUCGUAUAAGAUUUUGCAUCUAUCAAACGAAUAAAAAGUCUAGAAGAAAAUAUUAUUAAUUCGAUGAAUAGAAAAAGCUAAUAAAAUAACAAUCAUGCGAUACAAACACCCAUAAAA